Mercurialis annua (annual mercury) is the source of this 1204-nucleotide messenger RNA. RefSeq names its product BRI1 kinase inhibitor 1. The coding region runs from base 156 to 1052 and encodes 298 amino acids. The transcript has a single exon. Gene Ontology annotation, molecular function: kinase inhibitor activity. Gene Ontology annotation, cellular component: plasma membrane. Lineage: Eukaryota; Viridiplantae; Streptophyta; Magnoliopsida; Malpighiales; Euphorbiaceae. The record is from RefSeq and is a predicted model, not a curated record.
CACACCAUUCUUUUUUUCUUUUUAGAAUAAUUCAACAAAAGAUAAGCAAGUUAUGGGUUCCAAAUUUUGUACUAAAAACAUUUAAAAAAACCCUUCUCUCUCUACAACCUUUCUUGAUACUAAAAAUCAAAUCCUUGCCAUAAUUCUUGUGAAUUAUGGAGACCAAACUUCACACAAAUAAUAAUACCAAAGAAAAAGCUGUAGAAGAAGAAGCAAAGCCAAAAUCAUCGUCUUCUUCGCCUUCUCAUGAAUUUUCUUUCACUAUUUCUCUUCAUUCUUCUUCCACAACACUCUCUGAUAGUGAUAGUAUUCAUAAUAAAAACAAUACAGCAAAUAAAAACCCUAAUCCGUCUUCUUUCGCCAUUGAUUUAUCUCCGGCUGAUGAUAUUUUCUUCCAUGGUCACUUGCUUCCUCUUCAAUUCCUCUCUCAUCUCCCUGUCUCUCCCCGGACUUCCAUUAAUUCUGUCGACAGUUUCACUCUGCCCAUCAGAGAAUUGACCGACGAUCAUCAGAAACCCGUUAUAAACAGCAGCAUCAGAAAACAUAAGAGCGACAGCAAUAUUAUUAUAAACAGUAGUAACAGCAAUGGUGAUGAAACGAAGGCUCGAACCAGCACCAGCAAGAAACCGAAAUCUUUUUCGUUUUUCCGGUGGAAAAAAGGGUGUGAAAUCGGAGAAAUCGACAAGCAAAAUCAAAAGAAAAAUCUGAGAUUUGAACUGAGUCGAGUUCUGAAACGGUAUGUUAGUAUGGUUCGGCCAUUGUUGUUUUUCAAAGGAAAAACGGAAAAUAUGCAGUUUCAUAAUUCAUUUUCAGGGAACUUGAGCUUGAAAAAUGUGAAGCAAGAUCAGUUUAUAAGAGGAAGAAGAAGAGGUGAAUAUUCUGCUCCGGCUUCCAUGAGAACAUCUCCGACGAACAGUGGGCUUCUUGUAGCUACUGCAAAUUUGUCAUCCUCUACGAGUGAUAGUACUAUGGAAGAACUUCAAGCUGCUAUUCAAGCUGCCAUUGCUCAUUGCAAAAAUUCUAUUGCUGCUGAAGACAAGAUCAAAUGCUAAUCUAAUCAUUUCAUAAUGAUUAACAUCUGAUUUUUCUUCUAAAUUUUCCUAUAUAUAUUCGAAAUUUGUAUUGCUAUUUGUUGUACACUUGUGUAUAAAGUGGUAUAUAUUUGCCGACCCGAAAUAUAUUACGAAAUGAGUUUUAAAUUUAA